Paraglomus occultum is the source of this 1047-nucleotide messenger RNA. The record is from the annotation of a GenBank genome assembly. NCBI's taxonomy places the organism in Eukaryota, Fungi, Glomeromycota, Glomeromycetes, Paraglomerales, Paraglomeraceae.
AUGGCAUCUAAACGCAAGCUUGACCCGCUUUUACCUAGGUCUUUCAGGCAUAAAUAUUCUUUUAUUAAUGGAAUUACUUAUCACUAUGUUGAUGAGGGACCUGAGCUAGCACAAACGCUAGUUCUUUGUCACGGAUUCCCUGAUUUAUGGUAUGGAUGGAGAUAUCAGAUACCCUUCCUGGUUGACAAGGGAUAUCGCGUCAUUGUUCCUGAUCUAAGAGGUUAUGGGGAAACUGAAGCACCUUAUUGUCCGCCGAAUGAUAUACGCGAAUACGGAGCGAAGAACGUAUGCAAGGAUCUCACUGAAUUAUUAAAUCAGAUCAAAGUACAAAAAGCUAUAUUUAUAGGCCACGAUUGGGGUGGCCAUAUCGCAUGGAGAAUGGCUAUCUUUCAUCCUGAUAGAGUUAUUUCCGUCAUUGGGCAAGUAUGCAUUGGUAUUUGCUGUCCGUAUGUGCCGCCGCAAGAGACAUUCUUGUCACCCGAAGCAAUCGCAGAAAUUAUUCCUAGUCUGGCGUAUCAAGUAUACUUUGCUCAUCCCAAAGCUGAAAUCGAACUGGAUACGAAUAUAGAGCUAUUCUUCAAAGCCAUAUAUCGUAAACACGAAGAUCACAUCAAACUAUAUGAUGGAAAGUCGUUACUGGGACCUAUAGGAGAAACUCAUAUAGAGGAUAGUUCCCUUCUGAGUAAACAGGAAUUAAAUUAUAUCAUUGAACAAUAUAAAAAGGGUGGCUUCCACGGACCUUUGAAUUGGUACAAGGUUAGGAGUGUUAAUUUUCAAGAUGAGAAAGGUGCACGAAAACACGUAACUAUACCGUGUCUAGGGAUUGUUGCCAUGAAUGACCCUUAUAUCGUUCCAGAAAUGUCCAAAGAAAUGCCAAAAUAUUUUACUAGCUUGACUAUGAAAUAUGUCGAGGGAUCAGGACAUUGGAUAUUGCUUGAACAUGCAGACAAAGUAAACGAGUUGCUGGGCGAGUUUUUGGAUAAAGUAAAAGCUAAAGAUGGAAAAUCCAAUAAUCAUGACUCGCACGAUAUCAAGGCUAAACUGUGA